Messenger RNA from Oncorhynchus mykiss (rainbow trout), 2005 nucleotides. It is a transcript of the gene usf1l, whose product is annotated as upstream transcription factor 1, like. Lineage: Eukaryota; Metazoa; Chordata; Actinopteri; Salmoniformes; Salmonidae. The record is from RefSeq and is a predicted model, not a curated record. Gene Ontology annotation, biological process: regulation of transcription by RNA polymerase II. Gene Ontology annotation, molecular function: DNA-binding transcription factor activity, RNA polymerase II-specific; RNA polymerase II cis-regulatory region sequence-specific DNA binding; methyltransferase activity.
CCUACAAAAAGACGCCAUUACUAUAUUGGAAACGACAGGCUGUGAUGGGUCUUGGGUUAGUUCUAAAAAAAAUCGGUACAUGGCUUCCAUCUUUGAGGACAUAUAGAGCGGUCACUCGACUAUCUUGUCAAAAUAAUAGAUAAUCUUUGUUUUAUGGAUGGGUGGACUAGCUGCGCUACAAUAUUUACGGGUGAAACUGACAGAAUCGCCGCUGCUGUUUUUUUAAAGGCAUAGAGCAGCAAACCGAGAUGAAAGGGCAGCAGAAGAGCCCGGAUGACGACGGUGACGUGCCCAUAAUCGAUGAAGGUGAGCGCCAUUGAGAGUAUUCUAUGAUUUAUCAUAAUGGUGCUGUUGCCACGGCCGACGACCCAACUGCCAUCACCACCAUCCAGUCUGCAGCCACCUUCUCGUCUGAUCAACCAAUCAAGUACCUGUUCAAGACCGAAGGAGGCGGGUUGCCGGUAGGGGAGUUGUACCCUCCCUCAGGGCAGGUGACGUACCGGGUGAUCCAGGUGUCUGAUGGACAGGUGGACGGACAGACAGACGGCGCCUCUGCUGUUAGCGUGGUGACGGGCUUCCCCGCAACGACACAGACUGUCACACAGGCGGUGUUUUCCCAGUCUGAGGGACUGGAGGGGGAAGCCUCAGAGACUCACUACUACUACCCUGUCACUGAUGCCACACAGAGUACCAUGGUUGAGAAUGUACAAGCGCCAGAAACACUGCUCACUCAGAGCACACCCACUGGUCAGCUAUAUGUGAUGAUGUCCCCACAGGACGUGUUGGGCGGAACAAACCAGAGCAAGUCAGAGCCUCCUCGUACAUCUAGAGAUGACAAGAGACGAGCCCAACACAAUGAAGUUGAGCGCCGACGCAGAGAUAAGAUAAACAACUGGAUCGUCCAGCUGUCCAAAACCAUCCCAGACUGCACCCUGGAUGCGACGAAGAAUGGGCAGGUGAGUUCCCAGAGUAAAGGAGGGAUCCUGUCCAAGGCUUGUGAUUACAUCCAGGAGCUGCGUCAGAGCAAUGCCAGACUGGGGGAGGACCUGGAGAAUCUGGAGAGACUACGCAUGGACAACCAGUUGCUCAGACAAGAGGUUGAUGAUUGGAAAACCAAGAACCAGAUGAUGAGAAGCCAACUGAGACAGAACGGCAUUGUGGGAGCAGCAGGUGUAGAUCCACAGUGAAGGACAAGUGACAAAGGUGCCUGUACGAGGGCUCUGUUUGAAUUGCCAGAAAAUACACCCUCCUUUCCUCACUUGAGGUAGUAACUGAUCUGUAUGGGAUUGGAGAGGUGAAACGUAGGGUCCCAAUGACACCAACCCAGUCAUCUUAUAUCUGUAAUUUCAUCUAGGAUGGAUGUAUUUGGAAAGCAUUCGAACAAGGUCUAGGAUGUUGUGGGCUGUUGGAAUACGACAACAUUGGUCAGUGGAGGCAGUUGUAUGCAGAGGGUUGCUUCCAACAAAUCUGGACUGCACUCUUUUUGGAUGUCCUCUGUGAUGUUUUCUUCCUUGACAAUUGUAUGGACACCCCAUGAUCAUGGACAUUCAUCCUACCUAGAAAAACACUUAAGCUACACAGAAUAAUACUCAUGUCUGUGUUCUUUAUCACCUUUGAAAUCAAAUGUAUUUUGUGACCCCUCAAACAACUUGCCCAUAUAUGGGUAUUUCUACACUCUUGCCACACAUUAUGUGAAAGAAAAAAUGUGAUGCCUUUUAUGUUUGAAAUAAAAUAUUUUAUGAAAAGGCUUAUUUAAAUGCUAGACUGAACCGAACACCAUGUCUAUUGGUUGACAGUUUCACUACCAGCUGACUGACACUGGUGUCCUACAUCAGUUUGUAUCAGUCACUGAGCAAAUAAUGAAUUUGAUGGUUCUUUGUGUAUUUUUAGUUUUCCAAAAUUUGGACUAACCUAUUUCUGACAUUAAUACAACCUUCAGCCUCUAAUAUUAUUUUGUGUUAUAGGUUGAUUUGCUGUAAUUUCUAUUAAAUUUGUCUGAAAGAAA